AUGGUCAGGUUCAAGCCAUCCCCAUCACUUUUAAAUACUCUUCUAGGCAUUCCAAGUAGGAAGUCUCUUUUUGAUAUUGCACCAGAAAUAUCACAGGUCAUCAAAACUUAUAAAAAGCACAAACCGAGAUCAAUUAUAAACAAAGAUGAAUUGUUAUCAAUGAAAGCUUUUGUGGAAACUUUCUAUUAUAAUACCGAAAGACAAGAAGAAUAUCCCCAUAAUAUUAAAUCAUCAAGAUAUAGAGAUCUUGAAGGGUUCAAAAUGCUUUUAAGUACAACUUCACCUACAAUUGAUCCCGCAACAGACAUCGAGUUCAUACACGAACUCUUAGAUGAUCUUAUCGGUUCAGAGAAGGUCAAUUACCUUCUGAAGAAUAAAGAUUCUGGAAUUCAAAAACUUUUAAAUCCAUCAAGCAAAGCAUCAGUUAAGAAUAAACACUUGAAGUCAAUUAUAAUAAAAGAUGCAAAUGAGAUUGACGAUAAAACUAUUUUCAAAACGUGUGACAAGGAGUUGGAAAAGCUUUGGAAUAAUUUUCAAUCAAUUGAUGAUUCAAAAAGAAAAUUUGAAAAAUUGAAUUUACUUUUCGAUAAAUAUCACCGUGAGCUACAAAACCAAAAUUUCCUUUUGCUGGAUUGGGAAGAUAUAAAAGAGAAUAUAAGAAAUGAUAUUACAGAUAUUAAAGCACAAAAUUUGGAAAAUAUGAAUUUAAAGCUGUCCCCCAAUCUAAAAACUAUUUCAAAUUUAGUUUACAAGAAGAUCUUUAAGUCAAAAGAAUACAAUAUUGAGAAUCAUUUAACAAAGAUUUAUGAGUUUGUUGCAAAAAUACACAAUUUUGAUAAUCAUUAUAAAAAGAAACCAGAUGAAAUAGAAAUUGAAACUCAAGUGAACCAUAUUAUAACAAAUAAGUCAAAAGGCUCAAUUACCAAGAAUAUAAAAGUUUUAGAUAUAAUUCUUUACAGUGUUAAAACUUUUAGUUCCCUUAUAGUAGAGAAUAAAAGAGGUAGGUUGUCCAAGGAAGAAACAAGAAUCUAUAAUAAGUACAAAUCUACUAGAGAACUAAUGGGGUUUAUGAAUCAACUAACUGGGUACAUGAUUAGACAAAAGACGCUGUACGGGAUGAUCACCAAUCUCAGAGAAAGCAUCUUUUUUAGAAUAGAUUGUGAAAAUAGUGAAGUCAUUAAACGAACUAUUGAAAAUCAAGAACUUGAAUUUAUGGGCAUUAGUAUCUCUUAUAAGAUCAUCAAAAACACCGACAGAGAUUUAACAUUGAAAAUGUUCAUAUUUUAUGCGGUGACCAAGUUCAAAGAGGGAAACAAAGAUUGCAUUUUAACCGAUGAAUUUAUCAAAAAAAUGCAGAUUUAA
Messenger RNA from Hansenula ciferrii, 1362 nucleotides. RefSeq lists its product as uncharacterized. The transcript is spliced from 2 exons. NCBI's taxonomy places the organism in Eukaryota, Fungi, Ascomycota, Saccharomycetes, Phaffomycetales, Wickerhamomycetaceae. The record is from RefSeq and is a predicted model, not a curated record. The coding region runs from base 1 to 1362 and encodes 453 amino acids.